Molecule: messenger RNA, 805 nt
Organism: Hypoxylon trugodes
Lineage: Eukaryota; Fungi; Ascomycota; Sordariomycetes; Xylariales; Hypoxylaceae
Exons: 4
Coding region: 113-688 (191 amino acids)
Source: RefSeq, a predicted model, not a curated record
ACAAUUUACUUAUCUACAGAUUUUGGUUUGUCUCACAGUCAAUUCGGCGAUCAUCAAUCGUACAACGCCGAUCCCACCACUCCUCCCACUCCUCCCGAACUUCGCCGCAAACAUGAUCACCAUACACGCUGCCGCUGUCGCGCUCUGCGCCGUCACGUUAGUAUCUGCUCAAGCAAAUUCUAACUCGACUUUUAAGAUCGACCCCGACUCAGUUGAUAUCUCCAAAAAAGUUACUUGGUGUCAAGGACAACAAGAUAGCUGUGGUACACUUUGCGGCACGGCGAUAACCAAUGACUGUUCAGUUGAUACUUUGGAUUUCAAAUGUGUAUGCCAAGGCAACAAUUCGCCCGAUCUGAAUCUCUAUGAGAACACAAUGCCUUGGUUCGUCUGCGAACAGAAUCAGGACAACUGUAUUCAACAAACCGAGAACAAUGCCGCCGGGCAGAAGAACUGCACAUCGACGUUUAGUGACCACUGUGGUAAAGAAUCGGUAGCGGAUCAUGCGGGAGAGGGAUCCGUCAGCACAACUACCAGCUCCAGCUCAGCGCCCAGUGGAAGCGCUACUGCCGCUUCUAGCUCUGCUGCGCCGAGUUCAACUUCAUCGGCAGGAGCUGUUCCCACGCACGUGCAAUACAUCGGCAAUGGCGCUGCAGCAGUUGCCGUAGGUUUAUUCGCUUACAUGCUGUAAGAGAAAAUAUAGCAGCAGGUUUACUUAGGAGGUCAGACGGUUAUUCACAUACAAUAGAGUUGUUGUGAAGAUUGCCGUUCUCUUUUUAUACUCAUUUAAAUACCCAACAAUCCCACA